UUGCACGCGCAGGAGUCGGGAAGGGGCUUCCCAGACCCCAGUUCCGGAGGUCGCCCCCUGAAUCAGGCUCGCCGGGAGGUCUCGCUCCCUCGUGCCCCUUUCCCUGGUCAAGGAAGCGAUCCCUUUUGGGUUCCUACACCCUGGGAUGCCUGAAUUCUGAGAGCAACCCAGCACCUUUCUUGGAGGUGGGGGGCGGGAGGGCCUCUGAGCGUGGUUCUUUCCUCCCAGCUGCGGAGCCUGGGCUGCAUGAUGGCUUCAGAGGUGGAACCGAGUGACCUAGCCAAGGUGGUCCAGGUGCUGAUCCUGUCCGCGGCCUGGGGCAUGCAAGUCUGGGUUACCUUCAUCUCAGGAUUUGUCUUGUUCCGGAGGCUGCCUCGACACACUUUUGGAUUGGUCCAGAGCAAACUUUUCCCCUUCUACUUCCAUAUCUCUCUGGGCUGUGCCACCAUCAGCUUGGGCAUUUUCCUGUUCCAUCAUCCGUUGGUGAAGCUCAGCUUUACGUUAGCAGAAGCUGGUCAGCUGGUUCUCCUGGCUCUGAACUUGGCUCUGUCAGCCCUGAAUGCUCGGUGGAUAGAGCCCAGAACUACAGCUGCCAUGUGGGCCCUGCAAGCAAUGGAGAAAGAUCGAGGUCUGGGUGGAGAACCCCCAGGACCUCCCCAGGGUCAGGGCCAAGAUCCCUACCAUCGGCUUCGGGAGCAGGAUCCCAAGUAUCGAGCCCUUCGACAGACAUUCUUCCACUAUCAUGGUCUCUCUUCCCUUUGCAACUUGGCAAACCUGCUUGGCAAUGGCAUCUGCCUUGCCAGCCUAGCAUUGCACCUCAAAAGCCUGUAAAAAGCAGAACCUCUUUUUAUUACUCAGAGGAGGGGUUCUAGCUCUAUCCCUGGACCCAAAUCCAGCACACAUAGGCCAGACUCAUUUGGACUAUGCCCAGCUGACCCUGUGGGUCAAACAGCUGAGAGAGAGGAGAGCCUGCCUCCUUCCUUAUCAAACUCUGUCCUUCCGUGGUUAUGGAGUCUAACUCCUGUCAUGCUGCUACUCCGCCGUUUCUGAUACAAGACACUCUUUAGAGCUCUUCCUCUUUCCCCUGGCUAUUCCAGCUAUUGGAUGUGGUCCUAGCCACCUGGGCGACUUUCUGAGACUGCCAUUCUGUAUCAUAUAUUUGCUAUUAAAAAAAAAAAAAAAAGGUUUCUCAUAGCCA
This is a messenger RNA of Gracilinanus agilis (Agile Gracile Mouse Opossum), 1198 nucleotides long. It is a transcript of the gene TMEM205, whose product is annotated as transmembrane protein 205. The coding region runs from base 247 to 831 and encodes 194 amino acids. The record is from RefSeq and is a predicted model, not a curated record. The transcript is spliced from 3 exons. Lineage: Eukaryota; Metazoa; Chordata; Mammalia; Didelphimorphia; Didelphidae.